UUCUUCCCUGACACAGAGCCAUCACGCUGGAGAACCAGCUGGUGAUCCUGGCAGCGACGGCCAGCGACGCAGGGGCUUACUACGUGCAGGCCGUCAACGAGAGGAACGGGGAGAACAAGACCAGCCCGCUCAUUCACCUGAGCAUAGCAGGAGAUGUUGGCACGCCUGAAGCCGUGGCCCCCGUCAUCGUGAUCCCCCCGAGCAACAGAAGCGUGGUGGCCGGGUCCAGUGAGACCACCUUGGAAUGCAUAGCCAAUGCCAGGCCCGUCGAGGAGCUGAGUGUGACCUGGAAGAGAAACGGGGUGAGAGUCACCCGUGGACUCCACAGCUUCGGGAGACGCCUCACCAUCAGCACCCCGACCUCCUCGGACAUCGGGGAGUACGCCUGCGAGGCAGCGCUGCCAGGGAGCGCUUUCGAGCCCGCCAGAGCCAGAGCCUUCCUUUCUAUCAUAGAGCCACCGUAUUUUACUGCGGAACCUGAGAGUCGGAUUUUAGUGGAAGUAGAAGAAACCGUGGACAUCGUGUGUGGAGCCAUGGGGGCCCCUCUUCCCACCCUCCGGUGGUUCAAGGACGCGGUCUCCAUCAACAAGCUCCAGAAUCCUCGAUACCAAGUGCUGUCAAGUGGAGGCCUGCGCAUCCAGAAGCUGCGUCCGGAGGACUCAGGAAUCUUCCAGUGCUUCGCCAGUAACGAGGGCGGGGAGGUCCAGACCUACACCUACCUGGACGUCACCAAUGUCGCCCCAGCCUUCACCCAGCUUCCGGCAGACACCACGGUUACUGACGGGACGACAGCCGUCCUGAGCUGUGAGGUGUCCGGGGCUCCCAGGCCGGCCAUCGCGUGGAGGAGAGGAAACCACAUUCUGGCCAGCGGCUCUGUGCGGAUUCCCAGGUUCACGCUCCUUGAGUCUGGGGGUCUGCAGAUCACCCCUGUCUUAAUCCAGGAUGCCGGCAACUACACCUGCUGUGCAGCCAACUCCGAGGGCUCCCUGAACGCGUCUGCCACGCUCACCGUGUGGAAUCGAACGUCCAUCGUGAACCCUCCGGAGGACCGCGUGGUGAUUAAGGGGACCACGGCCACGCUGCACUGUGGGACCACCCACGACCCCCGCACUUCUCUCCGCUACGUGUGGAAGAAGGACAACGUGAUCAUCACCCCAUCUGGCAGCUCCAGGGUUGUGGUGGAGAAGGACGGGUCCCUCCUCAUUAGCCAGACGUGGUCGGGCGACAUUGGAGACUACACCUGUGGAGUCAUCUCUGAGGGCGGGAACGACUCCAGGACAGCCCGCCUGGAGGUGAUUGAACUGCCUCAUUCACCCCAGAACCUCCUGGCCAGCCUGGAUUCUUCCCACAGCCAUACCGUGAUGCUCUCCUGGGUCCGACCCUUUGAUGGAAACAGCCCUGUUCUCUACUACAUUGUGGAGCUGUCUGAAAACAACUCUCCGUGGAAAGUGCAUCUGUCACACGUUGGCCCCGAGAUGACAGGCGUCACCGUGCGUGGCCUGACCCCAGCUCGUACCUAUCAAUUCAGGGUGUGCGCCGUGAACCAAGUGGGCAAGGGCCAGUACAGCGCAGAGACGAGCAGGUUGAUGCUCCCUGAAGAGCCACCCAGCGCUCCCCCGAAGAAUAUAGUGGCCAGUGGGCGCACCAAUCAGUCCAUCAUGGUCCAGUGGCAGCCGCCCCCGGAAACAGAGCACAAUGGGGUGCUGCGUGGGUACAUCCUCAGGUACCGCCUGGCUGGCCUGCCCGGAGAGUACCAGCAGAGGAACAUCACCAGCCCCGAGGUCAGCUACUGCCUGGUGACGGAGCUCAUCAUCUGGACGCAGUAUGAGAUACAGGUGGCCGCCUACAAUGGGGCUGGCCUGGGCGUCUUCAGCAGGGCGGUGACCGAGUACACCUUACAAGGAGUGCCGACCUCGCCCCCGCAGAACGUGCAGGUGGAAGCCGUGAACUCCACGACCAUCCAGUUCCUGUGGAACCCUCCACCCCAGCAGUUCAUCAACGGCAUCAACCAGGGCUACAAGCUUCUGGCGUGGCCAGCCGAUGUCCCCGAGGCCGUCACUGUCGUCACCAUUGCUCCAGAUUUCCAUGGAGUCCACCACGGGUACAUCACGAAUUUGAAGAAGUUUACUGCUUACUUCACAUCAGUUCUGUGUUUCACCACUCCGGGGGACGGGCCUCCAAGCGCGCCUCAGCUCAUACGGACACAUGAAGACAAACCCGGAGCUGUGGGACACCUGAGUUUCACGGAGAUCCUGGACACGUCUCUGAAGGUCAGCUGGCAGGAGCCCCUGGAGAAAAACGGCAUCGUUACAGGCUACCAGAUCUCCUGGGAGGUGUACGGGAAGAGCGACUCGCGGCUGGAGCUCACUCUCAACAGCUCGACGCACGAGUAUAAGAUCCAAGGGCUGUCCUCUCUCACCACCUACACCAUCGACGUGGCGGCCCUCACCGCCGUGGGCGCUGGCCUGGCCACCUCGUCCACUAUCUCUUCCGGGGUGCCCCCAGAACUCCCUGGUGCCCCAUCCAACCUGGUCAUUUCCAACAUCAGCCCUCGCUCAGCCACCCUGCAGUUCCGACCCGGCUAUGACGGGAAGACGUCCAUCUCCAGGUGGAUCGUGGAGGGACAGGUUGGAGCCGUCGGCGACGAGGAAGAGUGGGUUACCCUCUACGAGGAGGAGAAUGAACCUGACGCCCAGACGCUGCAGAUCCCGAACCUCACGCCCUACACUCAUUACAGGUUCCGAAUGAGGCAGGUGAACGUCGUCGGUGCCAGCCCCUUCAGUCAGUCCUCCCGGGUCAUCCAGACCCUGCAAGCCCCCCCGGACGUGGCCCCCACCAGCAUCACCGUCCGAACCGCAAGCGAGACCAGCCUGCGGCUCCGCUGGGUGCCGCUGCCCGACUCACAGUACAAUGGGAACCCCGAGUCCGUGGGCUACAGAGUUACGUGCUGGCGCUCCGACCUCCCGUCCACUGCGCUGGCCCAAGUCAUCAGCGACCGGCUGGAGAGGGAGCUCACAGUCGAGGGGCUGGAGGAAUGGACAGAGUACGAGCUGCAGAUGCAGGCCUUCAACGCCAUCGGGGCCGGGCCCUGGAGCGAGUCCGUGCGGGGCCGGACACGGGAGUCAGUUCCUUCAGCCGCCCCUGAAAACGUGUCAGCCGCGGCCGUCAGCUCCACCCAGAUUUUACUGACGUGGGCGUCGGUGCCCGAGCAGGACCAGAAUGGGCUCAUACUGGGCUACAAGAUCCUGUACCGCGCCAGAGAUCUGGAUCCUGAGCCCAGGAGCCACGUGGUCCGAGGGAACCACACGCAGUCCGCGCUCCUGGCGGGUCUGGGCAAGUUCGUGCUGUACGAGCUCCAGGUGCUGGCCUUCACCCGCAUCGGGAACGGGGUCCCCAGCUCGCCCCCCAUCCUGGAGCGGACCAAAGACGACGCCCCAGGCCCACCCGUGAGGCUUGUGUUCCCAGAGGUGAGACUCACGUCUGUGCGGACCGUGUGGCAGCCACCAGAGGAGCCCAACGGCGUUAUUCUGGGGUACCAGAUCGCCUACCGCCUGGCCAGCAGCAGCCCUAACACUUUCACCACCGUGGAGGUCGGCGCCACCGUGAGGCAGUUCACGGCCACUGAGCUGGCCCCGGAGUCCGCGUACGUCUUCCGGCUGUCGGCCAAGACCCGGCAGGGCUGGGGGGAGCCGCUGGAGGCCACCGUCAUCACCACCGAGAAGAGAGAGCGGCCGGCACCCCCCAGGGAGCUCCUGGUGCCCCAAGCGGAAGUGACCGCACACAGCCUGUGGCUCCAGUGGGUCCCGGGCAGCGAUGGGGCCUCCCCCAUCCGGUACUUCACGGUGCAGCUGCGCGAGCUGCCCCGGGGACAGUGGCAGACCUACUCCUCGUCCAUCAGCCACGAGGCCACAGCCUGUGCCGUUGAAAGGCUGAGGCCCUUCACCUCCUACAAGCUGCGCCUGAAGGCCACCAAUGACAUUGGGGACAGUGACUUCAGCGCGGAGACAGAGGCGGUAACCACGCUGCAGGACGUUCCGGGAGAGCCCCCGAGCUCUGUCUCUGUGACGCCGCACACUACCUCGUCUGUUCUGAUCCAGUGGCAGCCCCCGAGGGACGAGAGCCUGAACGGCCUCCUGCAGGGAUACAGGAUCUACUACCGGGAACUAGAGUACGAGGCGGCCUCGGCCACUGAGUCCAAGACGCUCAAGACCCCCUCCGCUCUGCGGGCCGAGCUCACAGCCCAGAGCAGCUUCCAGACCGUGAACAGCAGCUCCACGUUAACGACAUACGAGCUAAUACAGCUGAAGAAAUACCGGCGCUAUGAAGUGGUCAUGACAGCCUACAACGUCAUCGGCGAGAGCCCGGCCAGCGCGCCCGUGGAGGUCUUCGUCGGCGAGGCCGCCCCGGCCAUGGCUCCACAGCACGUGCAGGUGAGCCCACUCACGGCCAGCCAGCUGGAGGUCGCGUGGGACCCGCCGCCGCCCGAGAGCCAGAACGGAAACAUCCAGGGCUACAAGAUCUACUACUGGGAGGCGGACAGCCAGAACGAAACGGAGAAGAUGAGGGUGCUGUUCCUGCCCGAGACCACGGUGAAGCUGAAGAACCUCACCAGCCACACCAAGUACCUGGUCAGCAUCUCGGCCUUCAACGCUGCUGGAGACGGGCCCAGGAGUGACCCCCGGCAGGGCCGGACCCACCAGGCCGCUCCCGGGACCCCCAGCUUUCUGGCAUUCUCGGAAGUAACCUCCACCACGCUGAAUGUUUCGUGGGGGGAGCCCACGGCAGCCAAUGGCGUCCUGCAGGGCUACCGAGUGGUGUACGAGCCCUUAGCACCUGUCCAAGGGGUGAGCAAGGUGGUGACGGUGGACGUGAAGGGGAACUGGCAGCGCUGGCUGAAGGUGCGCGACCUCACCAAGGGGGUGACCUACUUCUUCCGAGUGCAAGCACGGACCAUCGCCUACGGGCCCGAGCUGCGGGCCAGCGUCACGGCCGGGCCGGCCGAGGGUUCCCCGGGCUCCCCUCGAGACGUCUCGGUCACCAGAUCCGCCUCUGAGCUCACCCUGCAGUGGACGGAGGGCCGCGCGGGCAGGACGCCCACCACGGGCUACGUCAUCGAGGCCAGGCCCUCAGAUGAAGGCCUGUGGGACAUGUUUGUGAAGGACAUUCCGCGGGGCGCCACAUCCUACACCGCCAGCCUGGACAAGCUCAGGCAAGGAGUGACCUACGAGUUCCGGGUGAUGGCUGUGAACCAGGUGGGCUACGGGGAGCCCAGCAGCCCCCCUGCUGCCGUGUCAGCUCAGGUGGAGGCCCCGUUCUACGAGCAGUGGUGGUUCCUCCUGGUGAUGGCGCUGUCCAGCCUGCUCGGCAUCCUGCUGGUGGCGUUCACCCUGGUCCUGCACGGCCAGAACAAGAAGUACGGGAGCUGCGGCCCAGGUAAGAGCAUCUCCAACGUGGAGGAGUCCGUGACCCUGGACAACGGGGGAUUUGCCACCUUGGAGCUCAGCAGCCGUCACCUCAACGUGAAGAACACCUUCUCGAAGAAGAACGGGACGAGGUCCCCGCCUCGGCCCAGCCCCGGCGGGCUACACUACUCAGAUGAGGAUAUCUGCAACAAGUACAACGGUGCCGCGCUGACCGAGGGCGGGACCCUCCAGGAGAAGUCAGGGGACGCCACGGAGUCUGAGGGCACCGAGUCCGAGUCCGAGGACGCGCUCCCCCAGCACUCCUUUGUCAACCACUACCUGAGCGACCCCACCUACUACAACUCUUGGAAGCGGCGCGCGGGCGCGGCCCCGCACAGGUACGAGGCGGUGGCGGGGGCCGAGGCCGGGCCGGCCCCGCGCGCGGUGGUCACCACGCAGAGCGCCGUGUUCACGCCCGCCGCCCACGGCGCCCGGACUCCGCUCACCGGCUUCUCGUCCUUCGUGUGAGCGGCGCCGACCCCGCGGCGACCCUUGUUAAGACAGUCAGCCCCGGGAACUGGGCUCCAGCUUGGGUUUAAGAGGACCUGACGCCUGGUGAUUGAUUUUACCCACUUGCGAACGCGAGAUUGCAAUUAGGAAAGUUUUUUUUUUACUGGCUUUUUGUAACAUCGCUGCAGGAAGCGGGUUUCUUUGUUUUUCUUUUCUUUUUACGAGAAGGUGUGUUUCACUGGUGCAAGGGCUCAUCACCCCGACCUGGGAAGACCUGAGCCCUCGGGUCCCGGGCUUCUCCAUUCUGCGCCGACUAGGAAGGCUGGGGGGUGGCGAGAGACGGGGGUCCAGGGAGGCCACGCCUCUUGCAGGCCACUCCCUUCUCUUCUCUAACCCCUGCCUGAGAACCAGCGCCCGCCUGGGGCUCCAUCCCACCGUCUCCGUCUCCAGCGUGCGAAGAGCAUGUGUGUGACCCAGGCUCAGGGCCUCCAGACCCAAGGGCGUCCAUCUCUGAAAUGUCCUCACUCGGCAGUUUGUAGGCGAGGAAUCGGCUUUAAGGUUCCAGGCUGCGGGGCCACAGAUUCCAAGGUUCCGUUCGGUGUCCUUCCAGGGGUGAAAUAUUCGGGGCUCCCCCUUCCUUUCUCCCUUUCGACCUCGCAGCACAGGAGCAGGAAGCACCCCUGCUCCCAGCAGCGCCGUGGCCCUCGGCAAGCUCGCUCCUUCCCUGACAGCACAGCAGCGCCGUGGCCCUCGGCAAGCCCGCCAACCCGAGCGAACGAGGCAGCGGCUGCAGAAUCGCUCGCUGUGUUAAGAGGUGUGCAUUGUUAACCAGAGUAUUUUUUAAAUCUUUUUAUCUUUUUUUAAAAUAUGUCACAUGAAAUGAAUGAGUCUCAGCUGUCUCCAGGUGCCUUUUUAUUAAUUGUUUAGCUUUGUACAUGGGAAAGACGAAGAGCGACAGUGUCUCCAAGUAUAGCAAAACGG
Molecule: messenger RNA, 6893 nt
Organism: Delphinapterus leucas (beluga whale)
Lineage: Eukaryota; Metazoa; Chordata; Mammalia; Artiodactyla; Monodontidae
Source: RefSeq, a predicted model, not a curated record